UGUACCGUUUCACAACAAACGGAUAAGGAGACGCGUCCGAAGAACUCCGCUGUUAACGUUUAUUUCCUUACAUCGCAAUGAAAUGAGGGGAGCAUGGGGGCCAAAGAGUCGAGGAUAGGAUUCCUGUCGUAUGACGAGGCUGUCAAGAGAGUCACCGAUGUGGAACUGAAGCGGCUGAAGGAUGCCUUCAAGAGAACCAGCGGCGUCUCCUGUUACAUGACCCAGCAGUGCUUCUACAGGGAAGUGCUGGGAGAUGGAGUUCCCCCUAAAGUUGCCGAGGUGAUCUACACAUCAUUCGGAGGCUCAUCCAAAGGGCUGCACUUUAACAAUCUGAUCGUGGGUCUGGUGCUUCUGACCCGAGGACGCGAUGAGGAGAAGGCCAAGUACCUCUUCAGCCUGUUUGCCAGCGAUCUGGGCGGAUAUGCAGCCAGGGAAGAUAUAGAAGCGGUCCUGCAGGUCCUGGAUGGAGAAGUCCCGGCCUCCCUCAGGAAGUGCUUCAGUGAGGUUGACAAGGUGAACUAUGAGCGCUUCAGGAACUGGCUCCUGCAGAACAAGGAGGCUUUCACUUUGUCCAGAUGGCUCCUGUCCGGAGGAGUGUGUGUCACGCUCACGGAUGACAGCGACACACCCACCUUCUACCAGACCCUGGCUGGCGUGACACACUUGGAGGAGUCUGACAUUAUAGACUUGGAGAAGCGCUACUGGCUGCUGAAAGCUCAGUCCAGAACCGGCCGCUUUGACUUGGAAACCUUCACACCGCUGGUCUCUCCUCCCAUCCACUCCUCACUGAAUGAAGGCUUGUUUCAUGCCUUCGACGAGAAUCGGGACAAUCACAUUGACUUUAAAGAGAUCUCUUGUGGGCUCUCUGCGUGCUGCAGGGGGCCUGUCGCUGAAAGGCAGAAAUUUUGUUUCAAAGUGUUCGAUGUGGACCGCGACGGGAUCCUGUCUCGAGAUGAACUCCAUGAAAUGGUGGUGGCCUUGCUGGAGGUGUGGAAGGAUAAUCGCACAGACAUACUCCCUGAGCUGCACAGUAGUGUGUCUGACAUAGUAGAGGGCAUCCUGAAGAUGCAUGACACGACCAAGCUGGGUCACCUGACCCUGGAGGACUACCAGAUCUGGAGUGUGAAGAGCGCUUUGGCCAACGAGUUCCUCAACCUGCUUUUCCAGGUCUGCCACAUCGUUCUCGGGCUCAGGCCUGCUACUCCUGAAGAGGAGGGACAGAUCAUCAGGGGUUGGUUAGAGAGAGAGAGCAGACAUGGGCUGCAGCAAGGCCAGAACUGGUUCCUCAUCUCCAUGGUGUGGUGGCAGCAGUGGAAGGACUAUGUUAAAUACGGCAGUCCCUGCUGUUGUCUCCCUGUCCAGGAGCAUAAGGGCAUCGUGGUGGAGCAGCCGUCCAUCCUGAGCUCGCUGCGAACUCCGAUGGCCACGGCCACCAUAGAGCCCGCCCCUCCAGACAGACUGGUAGGACUGGGAGCCAUCAGCCCCGUCAGCCCCACGGAGGAGAGGUCACCUGAUGCUGUGUCCAGCGCCUCGGAGGCUACAGAGACAGCAGCCCUGAGCCCACAGGUAGCUCCCUCCGCCACAGAGAGCUGUUUCGCCCGUCAGCACAACGUAUUGGACAAUAACAAUCAGUGUUUUUCUGGAGCCAACGGUCACCUCCCCUCCCAGCUGGCAGCACAAAGACCUGGAGCCAUCGACAACCAGGCUCUGGUCAACACCGACCCCAUGAAGGCCCCUACGUUAACCAUGGAGGGAGGAAGGCUGAAGCGAUCCCUGCAGCUGGUGCCCGGUCGAGACUUUGAGACGAUGCCAGAGCCGGUGUGGCGGGCGCUUUACCACUGGUACGGCGCCAACCUCAGCCUGCCACGACCGGUAAUCCUGGACAGCAAGACAGCCCAAGCAGAACUGGAGCUCUUCCCCCGCUACCUCCUCUUCCUCCGCCAGCAGCCGGCCACACGCUCCCCCCAGUCCAACAUCUGGGUCAAUAUGGGUAUGACCAGCCUGCGAAUGUUCCCACCGUAUUUACCCCCACCAAGAGCAGGUAACGUUCCAUCCCCGAACGCCCCCCUGAAGAGGGUGUUGGCCUACACGGGCUGCUUCAGCCGCAUGGGCACCAUCAAGGACAUCCACCUCUACCUGUCCCAGAGGCUCCGCAUCAAAGAGGAGGACAUGAGACUCUGGCUCUACAACAGUGAGAACUACCUCACCCUCCUGGACGAUGAAGAUCACACUCUGGAAAGUCUGAAGAUCCAUGAUGAGCAGCAGCUGGUUAUUGAGGUCAGAAACAAAGACAUGAGCUGGCCAGAGGAAAUGUCGUUCAUUGCCAACAGUAGUAAGAUGGACAGACACAAAGUUCCUACAGAGAAAGGAGCCACUGGCCUCAGUAACCUUGGCAACACCUGCUUCAUGAACUCCAGCAUCCAGUGCGUGAGCAACACCAAGCCUCUCACAGACUACUUCAUCACAGGGCGACAUCUCUAUGAGCUCAACAGAACCAACCCCAUCGGGAUGAGAGGUCACAUGGCCAAGUGUUACGGCGACCUGGUGAUGGAGCUGUGGAGCGGGACGCAGAAGAACGUGGCUCCACUUAAACUCAGGUGGACGAUAGCGAAGUAUGCCCCUCGCUUCAACGGCUUCCAGCAGCAGGACUCCCAGGAGCUGCUGGCCUUCCUACUGGACGGCCUCCAUGAAGAUCUGAACCGAGUCCACGAGAAGCCCUACGUGGAGCUGAAGGAUAGCGACGGUCGACCCGACUGGGAGGUGGCCUCUGAGGCGUGGGAGAACCACCUGCGUAGGAACCGCUCCAUCGUGGUGGAUCUGUUCCACGGUCAGCUCAAGUCCCAGGUGAAGUGUAAGACCUGCGGCCACAUCAGCGCCCGCUUCGACCCCUUCAACUUCCUGUCUCUGCCUCUUCCCAUGGACAGCUCCAUGCAUCUGGAGAUCACCGUCAUUAAAUUGGACGGCUCCACGCCUGUGCGCUACGGCCUGAGGUUAAACAUGGAUGAGAAGUACACAGGACUGAAGAAACAGCUGAGUGAACUGUGCAGCCUGAAGCCUGAGCAGAUCCUCCUGGCUGAGGUCCAUACCUCCAACAUCAAGAACUUUCCCCAGGACAACCAGAAGGUCCGUCUGUCUGUCAACGGUUUCCUGUGCGCUUUUGAGGUUCCGGUGCCAGGUUCCCCAACAUCAGUGAGCUCUCCCACGCUGACAGACGUCACUCCAAUAGCCAAUGGCUCAGCUGCUAAUGGGCACGUGGGCAUUAAGCCCGUCCUCAUCCCAAACGGUGGACCCAGCACCAUGGUGCCCUUCAGCCCAGACACACCGCUGGCCAACGGGGUCGCCAACGGUCACAUCACACCAGUACAAGAGAGCCCCUUCAUAGGAUACAUCAUCGCCAUGCACAGGAAGAUGAUGCGCACGGAGCUGUACUUCCUGUCGUCUCAGAAGAACCGGCCCAGUCUGUUCGGCAUGCCGCUCAUCGUUCCCUGCACUGUCCACACCAGUAAGAAGGACCUGUACGACGCCGUCUGGAUCCAGGUGUCCAGACUGGCCAGCCCACUGCCCCCACAGGAAGCCAGCAACCAUGCACAGGACUGUGAUGACAGUAUGGGCUACCAGUACCCAUUCACUCUACGGGUGGUGGGUAAGGAUGGCAACUCAUGUGCCUGGUGCCCUUGGUACAGGUUCUGUAGAGGCUGUACAGUAGAGUGUACAGAGGACAGAGCCUCUGUAGGAAACGCUUACAUAGCUGUGGACUGGGACCCCACCGCCCUGCACCUCCGCUACCAGACCUCUCAGGAGAGGAUCGUAGAGGAGCAUUGCAGUGUGGAGCAGUCCCGCCGGGCCCAGGCUGAGCCCAUCAGUCUGGACAGCUGUCUGAAAGCCUUCACCAGCGAGGAGGAGCUGGGCGAGGACGAGCUCUACUACUGCUCCAAGUGUAAGACCCACCGGCUGGCCACCAAGAAGCUGGACCUCUGGAGGCUGCCUCCCAUCCUGAUCGUCCACCUAAAGCGCUUCCAGUUUGUCAACGGUCGCUGGAUCAAGUCCCAGAAGAUUGUCAAGUUUCCACGAGAGAAUUUUGACCCCAGCGCCUUCCUGGCUCCCAGAGACAUUGAGCUGUACUGCCUUCACUCCCGCAGCAAGAGUGAGGAUCUGCUGAGGGUCGGAGAAGACAACCUGUCCUCCAUCUCUGCCCCUGCCGGCUUCUGCACCCUCCCCAAAGCCUCCCCCGCCUCUAGCAGGAAGUCGGCGCCUUCCCUGAGCCGGACCAGCAGCCCCUCCAGCAGCCCCAAGACCAGCAGCGGAGGUCGCAGGCCGGGCCGGCUACGCCUGCCCCAGCUGGGCAGCAAACACCGCCUCUCCAACAGCAAGGAGAACCUGGAGGGAGCCGCCAACGUCAACGAGGCCGAGCUACAGGACGGCUCGACGCAGGCGGACGGCGAGGGCAGCGCGGCGGCGAGUCUCCACGGGUCGGGAGAGGCGCUGGCGUCAGAAUCAUUGUGCAACACCGAGGCGUCCGGCAGCCACUGUGACGUUGUCCUGAUGAACGGAGACAGCAACGGGCUGAGCUCAGACUGCAGCACAGAGAGCAGCAUGGACCCUGACAACUCACUGCUGCAGCACAGAGACAACAUGGGUCUGGACGCCAUCUACAACCUCUAUGCAAUAUCAUGCCAUUCAGGAAUCAUGGGAGGAGGCCACUAUGUGACGUAUGCCAAAAACCCCAAUGAGAAAUGGUACUGUUACAAUGACAGCAGCUGUAAGGAAUUGCACUCUGAGGAGAUCGACACCGACUCGGCCUACAUCCUCUUCUACGAGCAGCAGGGGGUGGACUACUCCCAGUUCCUGCCAAAGAUCGACGGCAAGAAGAUGGCCGACACCAGUAGCAUGGACGAAGACUUUGAGUCCGACUACAAGAAAUACUGUGUCCUCCAGUGACCGCACCUUUUGUCUUCCAUCAGCCAGCACUACAACCCCCGCUCUCCCGCUCCCUAACCCCCACACACCUUCCCCCUAGAAGCACCCGACGCUCCGAUCAUUCGGAAUUCUUACAGGACUGCUACCUGCCGGAGUUUAGACAGACCCGCCGUGCUCUCUUGUCUCUUUAGGGAUGCGUCGCACCACUUUCUACACUUGAAACAUUGAAAAAAAAAAAAAAAAAAAACGUUGAAACAUGGAUUUAGUGCAAACGUUUGCCAAGACAACAAUGAAGCCCCGGUAAAAGCACUAACAAUUUGGUGCACUUUGCUGAGCCCGACAAAACAAACCCCCCCACUCCACCCCCCCCUAUCCCCCCUCCUCUUCCUCCCUGCCAUAACAUACAUGUAACAUAUACUUGCAUACUCACGCAUCUCUGAAUGUAUGCCAGUAUGGCCAAGUCAUGAAGUGAUGUUGCUUUGUUCUGAUGCAUUGAUCACUUGUGAUGUCACAGACUUGAGUCCAGGUGUAAAUGUGAAACCGGUGAUUGGAUACAGGUUGAGUUUUUAAAUGCAAGUGUUAAAACAGGCCCGAGAGUUAAAGAACCUGUGUGUUAGUGUCACAUCUGAUGCUGAAAUGUGGUUUCUAUUCAGAUAGUAUUGGAUAUUGUAACAAGCUUUUUUUUAAAGAAAAAAAAAGGUUCUCCAAAGGUUUUAUUAGAGAUAGUGUCACCGGGGGGGGAAAACAUAAAUCAUACGCUACCUCAUCGACUCCUGCGAUCUGUCAGCCAACAGCACCCUAACAAUCUGUGACAGUAUUAAAUAAUAAUAAUUCAAUGCUUCCUUCUGGUGUGGGAGAUAAGGUACACACAUUUCAGGAAAGCCUCCUCCCUAUCCCAAAAAAAUGAAAAUCCCCCCUCCCCUCCCCUCCCUCUCCUCUCUAGGAUGCUCACACAGGUCCUGAUGAAAUGAAAUUAGGCUCUUUUUUUUUUGCCAAAACUGUGCUCCAUCCCACAGCUGCCAAAUAUCAGAGAGAUUUGUGUAACGUUGACUGUGUGUACCCAUAACUAAAGUCACAAGCUUUGAUUUACAGAAGAGAGACACUUAAAGAAUAAAAUACAGUAUAUGUUUAGUACUUUUUUUUUUUUUUUUUUUUUGAUUCUGCAAACGUGUUUUAUAAAGAAUUUGUUUUAUUGUUGGGAUUUUUUUUUUUUUUUUUGUAAGGCAGACCUCCAAAUUCUGUCAUAUUGUUAGAAAAUGAAGCUGCUUCAGGUGUUUCUGAUUAAAGCCCAGAAGCUUGGAGCUUAUCUUCACAGCAAUGUUGCAACAUGCACCUUUUACUCUUCAGCUGUUGAACUGAUGUUCAUAUCUUCCCCAACAACAAACCACAACAUGUUUCAGGGGGAAACAUUUAAAUAUUGUCCCAAAAAAAAAGAAGAUUUUUAAGUGUUAUUUUAACUUUUUAUUUAGAUGCCACGUGUAAAAACAUCUCCACAUUGCCAUAAAUAGAUGUGCACCUGAAAGGUGUCUCCAUAGAAACUUGACUUUAAGAAUGACGCCCUGCUGAAUAACUGGAAGCUUUGGGAACACUUGAUGAAAGGGUCUCAGGACGGGGGUCACCUACUUGCCCUGUAGGCUUGUUCACUUUCAGGGGCCGGAGCUUCACUUUACGGGUUUUCAUUAAAAACACAUUGAAUAAUACACACACACCAACGGUACAAAUCUGUACCGUGAUAGGCUGAAAUGACAAGAGCCCAAAAGAGCCUGAAAAGCAGUGUUUCACCAGCCUCUAGUUAAAUAAUGAAGGUCUGUUUCAAGGUGGGGUCAGAAGUGUGCUCUAUUGCACCUAUAGCCUCACCUAACAGUGAUGUCACAGUGUGCUGACACCUACAUCACAGCAGCGAGGUGAGCUCACCAAAAGCAAGAUUUUUAGCUGAUGAGUUGCUCUUUAAGGCAGCUUGUGUAUUUUUACUGACUCUUGAGGCCAUGUUGAAGAAGCCUGUGUCAAAAUCUAGUUUUCUACCUUUAAACAUCAUUUGAUAGUUUGUUUAUUUGGUGUAUAUUCUUAAGUAAAACUCAUCGAUAGUAGAUUCAUUCAAAUAUGAAGUUUUCAUGUGUUGCUUGCCUUGAGCUCUGUACUUAAAGAGCAAUUUAAAACAACACAAACAAUAUUCAAAGAUUGGAAAGAAUUGGGGGAGACAAGGGGGUCCACAGUUCAUUUUUGCCACAGGGACCCCCUUACUGGAACAAUGGAACCUGAAAAUCCAGCUCUGAUGGUUCCUAUAGUUUCCGAUAGUUUGGUUUAGGGUGAGGGUUUGUACUAAUUAAAGGGAAAAUUGAGACUUUAAUUGAUGGCGUUUUGUUAAAAGUCAAGCACACAACAGUCAUUUAGAAACAGCAGAUAAUAAUGAAUGAACAUCUAUUUGGGUUUUAAUAGAUCAGUUCAACCUAACACAGUGUCUGUUUUACCUUUCAUUAGUACUUCUUUUAAAGUCAAGUGUUUCCAAAGCUUCAUUCCCCAUGAUCAGACCGGCUGAUAUCAGAUGGUUGAAGUUUACUGUGUAAUGUGUUUUUUUGAAAGUAACCAAAGCCUGUGGAAUCUUGUAGAGAGCUACAGUAUGUGUCUGGACUGUUGGUGUUUUUUUUUUUCAGAUCUGUAAAAGCUUCACUUGCAUCACUGGAUCCGACAUUUUUAACAUCAUGGAAACAUCGAAAUUCCCACAUUGCUCGUUCCUCCUUUAUUUUUUCUUACGUGAAGGUUUGGCUGCUCUGCAUGGCCCGUUGAGGUUAGUUUUGGAGUCGAGCGACGGUCGAGCUCGGCGUUCCGGUGCGUAGCAGCGUGUGUGGAGCUCAGUCUAAUCACUGUGAACAGACAGCAGACUUUGUCUUCAACAGGAGGAUGAAUCUCUGUGUUCACCCCCGUUUUUUUUUCUUCUUUUUUUAGCUGCUGUAUUUAUGAGGAGAAGGUGGUUGUUGUGGAUGUAUUUGGAGAAAUAUGUCACUGAAAGAAACUUUAUUUUUCCUUUGCAAAGAGUACGUUUGUUGAACAAAUGGAAAUGUACAGUUGAGUGCUAUUUAUAUUUGCUUGCUCCACUCUUUUUUUCCCCCCCUCCCUCUCUCUCCCUCUCUCUCCAUCCUCUUACCUUUCCACCCAGCUGUAGACGACGUCCAAUUUGUCUCCAUGCUUGAAAUAUCAUCACAUGGCUCAAAGGGAAAAUUUUACUAAGGAUUUGUCUCUUUAGAACCCAGUUUGUAAUGUUUAAAGGUGCAAUAGCUGUCCACAUAUAUAUAAAUAUAUAUAUAUUUGGCUGUGAAUGUGCCCACUAACAACUACCUGUGUGGUGCUUAACUGACCACACCUGUAGCGUAAACUGUAUUAGAAUAAAAUACAAAUUAAAAUUGGGGUUAAUUUCAGCACAAUAUUCUUAAUCCAGGAGAAAAAGACUUUUCUGCCCAGCUGAACUGAGCUUUUAUUUUGAAAAUUGGGCAAACGCUGAUCCUGUGAACCACAGGAUUAAUAUUGUAAUCCCCGCUCCUUUCUCAAACCCCCCCACCCCCCCACCACCUACUCCCCAAAAGACGAGUCCGGAGUGCGUCAGGCAGUGCAAUCUACUACUGAGCUGUCUGUCAGUGUCUGUAGCCUCUUUUUUUAUUUAAGUUCACUUCUGUCAGAUCUGAACCAGAUUAAUUUAAAGAACUUUUUUUUUUUUCUUUUCUUUUUGUUAAGGUGUUUGUUGAAAGAAAGUGACAUUGCACUGACAUGAAAACAUGUACAUAAAAAAAACUGUUUUGUAAAUAAGCCAAUGAAAACUUAUGUAUUUGAAUAUGAACUGUACAAAAUACUGUACUUGUAGUUGUAUAUGGAGUGAUACCUGUUGAUCUGUAACAAAUAUCCAAGCAACAAAAUUAAAUUCUGCAGAGGAAACAAAGACGA
Scomber scombrus (Atlantic mackerel) is the source of this 8850-nucleotide messenger RNA. RefSeq names its product ubiquitin specific peptidase 32 (gene usp32). The transcript has 34 exons. Gene Ontology annotation, cellular component: Golgi apparatus. Lineage: Eukaryota; Metazoa; Chordata; Actinopteri; Scombriformes; Scombridae. The coding region runs from base 94 to 4938 and encodes 1614 amino acids. Gene Ontology annotation, molecular function: calcium ion binding; cysteine-type deubiquitinase activity. The record is from RefSeq and is a predicted model, not a curated record. Gene Ontology annotation, biological process: protein deubiquitination.